AUGGCUCUCCGUCUGGUCUCCGACUUCGACCUCCGGAAGGACGUGCUCCCGUGGCUGCGGUCGCAGCGGGCGGCGUCAGCGGCCGUCGGGGCGCGAGGCGGCGGCCCAGGUGUUUUGGAAAAUAAUUAUGAGAGCUUACGUAUACUAAAUGUUGAAAGAAAUGGAAAUAUUAUUUAUACCUAUAAGGAUGAUAAGGGAAAUGUCUUCUUUGGAUUAUAUGACUGCCGAACCAGACAAAAUGAGCAUCUCUAUACAUUUGAGAAAGACUUGCACGUUGUCAGUUGCUCUGUCAACAGUGAGAGAACUUUGCUUGCUGCAAGUUUAGUUCAUUUUACUAAGGAAGGAAGAAAGAAUGAGCUUCAACCAGGAUCAAAGUGUUUAACUUUGUUGGUUGAAAUCCACCCUGUUAACAAUGUGAAGGUUCUAAAAGCCGUGGAUAGCUAUAUUUGGGUGCAGUUUCUCUACCCCCAUGUGGAAAGUCACCCUCUUGCAGAGAACCAUCUGUUACUGAUUUCAGAAGAGAAAUAUAUUGAGAAAAUUCAUAUCCAGGUCAUCCAAGAAGAUGGAAAUAGAGUGGUACUUAAAGACUCUGGCCAUCUCCCAAGAGAGAGAGUAGCUGAGGAUUUUGUUUGGGCUCAAUGGGAUAUGUCAGAGCAGAGAUUAUACUACAUUGACCUAAAGAAAUCAAGCAGUGUCUUAAAAUGCAUCCAGUUUUCUGCUGAUGAGAAGUUUAACUUAAUGUUUGAAGCACCCUUGGAUAUAACAUUAAGUGACUCAGGAUUUAAACUUGUAAACUUUGGAUGUGAUGAUCUUCAAGACCAAGAGAACUUAUCCAAACACCUGACCCUGUGCGUUUUUACCAACCAUACAGGAACUUUGUGUGUAUGUUACAGUCCGAAGUUUGACUCUUGGGAAAAAAUCACAUAUUCAGUGUUUUACUUUCAUAAAGGGCACAGCAAGACCUUCACUGCUGCUCUUGGGCGUGUUGACUCACGUGUGACUAAGGGCCUUACUUUUCUCAACCUUGAUUAUUACGUGGCUGUUUACUUACCUGGUCAUUUCUUUCAUCUACUUAACAUCCAACAUCCGGACCUGAUCUGCCACAGUUUGUUUCUGACAGGAAACAAUGAAGUGGUUGAUAUGCUACCUCAUAGUCCUUUACAGUCACUCUCAGGGUCCCUGGUACUGGAUUGGUGUUCUGGAAAGCUCUCCAGGGCGGUCCUCAACCAGUCGUACUUACUACAGUUCCUAUGGAACACGCGGCUAGACUAUGAGAAGAUGGGCGCGUUGCACUGUGUGCUCUCCUGGGGCCGAGACCCCCCGCUCCUGGAAGCCAAGAUUAUUCAGUGGAUUUCAGAGAACAUCUCUGCCUGCCAUUCAUUUGACCUCAUUCAGGAAUUUAUAAUUGCUUCUUCGUAUUGGAGCAUAUACCCAGAGACAAGCAACAUGGAUAAACUUUUGCCAUAUUCCUCAGUGCUCGCUUGGAACACAGAAAUUCCUGGAAUAACCCUUGUGACGGAAGAGAUCCCAUUGCCUUUCAUGAAGGUGCACAGCUUUAAGGGCUACUGGGAAAAACUGAACUCCAACCUGGAAUACAUUAAGUACUCCAAGCCACACUUGCUCUAUAACAACAGCAUGGUCCAGAGAGAAUGGCACAGCCUGAUCUCAGAAGAGAAAACAGGAAGAAGAAGGUCCAUGGUGUAUGUGAGGAAUAUUCUUGAUAAUGCAAUGAAGGUGAUUUCUAACCUAGAAGCAAGGAAUUUGGAGCCAAGAUUAACACCCCUCUUCCAGGAGGAAGACAACCCCCAGAGGCUGCUGAUGGGACUGAUGGUGUCUGAGCUAAAAGACCAUCUUUUGAGACACCUACAGGGUGUAGAAAAGAAGAAAAUUGAACAGAUGGUUCUGGACUACAUUUCGAAACUGCUGGAUCUCAUUUGCCAAAUCCUGGAAACCAGCUGGAGGAAACAUCAUCUUCACCCCUCGGUUCUCCACUUCAGCAGGCGGGCCAGUGCUGCUGAAUUUACAGUCUUCCACAUCAUGACCAGGAUUCUGAAAGCGACUACGAGUUUGUUUUUACCUCUGCCUCCUGGUUUUCACACUCUGCACACGCUCCUCGGCGUGCACUGUCUCCCUUUGCAUAACCUGCUGCAUUACAUUGAUGAUGGGGUGUUGCUUCUCACCGAAACGGCUGUCACAAGGCUCAUGAAAGAUCUGGACAAUUCAGAGAAAAAUGAAAAACUAAAAUUCAGCAUCAUUGUGCGGCUUCCCCCGCUUAUUGGUCAGAAGAUCUGCCGACUUUGGGAUCAUCCUAUGAGUUCUAACAUCAUUUCCCGGAACCAUGUGAAGCGACUGCUGCUAAACUAUAAGAAACAGCCCCGGAGUUCUAUGAUUGACAAGUCGCCAGGCAGUGUGGAGUUCCUGCCCCUGAACUACUUCAUUGAAAUACUGACCGAUAGAGAAUCUUCCAGUCAAGCUCUGUAUGCUCUUGAAGGACAUGACAAUGUGGAUGCAAAAUUUGUAGAGGAAGCAGCUCUGAAACACACCACAAUGCUUUUAGGCUUAUGAAAGAGAAAAUGCAGUUGUAUCCGCUCCCAGUAUUUUAAUCUUGUGCAUUAGCUUGACUUCCGUCAAGAGUCCUUUACAAUUCUUUAAAAUUGGUAACCAAAAUCAGAAUAUAUUGUUAAGCCAUCUGAAUUCCAGUUUGGUACUUGUUCAGACAGAACUGAAUUGCUCUACCUCACCCCAGCUUUGAAAAGCAGACAAGCAGUCAAGUCGGGAGGAGUGACAGAACAGUCUGAGAGGGAUGCUGUGUCCUCAGUGACGACUUAGUGGCUUACCUUCCUAAUGACUUCACAGGCCAAAAGCGAGUUUGUAUUGCACUCUGAAAUAAAAUUAUGCUUUAAAAAAUGUAGGGGACGGUGCUAAGAAAAAAACUAGAUGUGUUGUUGAAGAUAACAUAUGACAAGCAGAAAAAUUAGUUACAGAAGAACUCUAUCUGGAAAGAGGAUACUUUUCAAAGAACUGAAUUUGGACCAGGUCAAAUCUGCUAUUUCCAGUAGAGAAUAAUUUGUCAUAUGCAGCAGUGUGUACAUAGCGGUAUUGAGAGUAGGAUUUGUCUUUGUGAUUGUUCAGAUGGAACUGUACUUUAAUAUGUUCAAGUUUUUUGUAUUUAUAAAAGUUUGACUUAGUAA
Molecule: messenger RNA, 3191 nt
Organism: Odobenus rosmarus divergens (Pacific walrus)
Lineage: Eukaryota; Metazoa; Chordata; Mammalia; Carnivora; Odobenidae
Gene: GSAP
Product: pigeon homolog (Drosophila)
Exons: 31
Coding region: 1-2565 (854 amino acids)
Biological process (GO): positive regulation of amyloid-beta formation
Cellular component (GO): trans-Golgi network
Source: RefSeq, a predicted model, not a curated record